This is a messenger RNA of Aspergillus aculeatinus CBS 121060, 732 nucleotides long. RefSeq lists its product as uncharacterized. The record is from RefSeq and is a predicted model, not a curated record. The transcript has a single exon. NCBI's taxonomy places the organism in Eukaryota, Fungi, Ascomycota, Eurotiomycetes, Eurotiales, Aspergillaceae. The coding region runs from base 76 to 642 and encodes 188 amino acids.
GCGAUAUUGUUUUCUAGUGUCUCACACGGGAAAGCUGAGAUAUCCCGCGAGACACUCGACAAGCUGUUCGACGGCAUGCUAGUGGUCAAGCAUCAAGAGAUCCACUUGGCACAUCCUCAGCUCUCAGGGGUUCUACAAGACCUCGGGCCUGGCUCCGGCACUGUGGAAGCUAGUACGAGAAUUCUUGUAGCCUGUCUAAAAUAUCUUUCGUCCUCGGAGUUCGGGAAGUGGAAGGAGGGGCCGAAGCGUUGGGCUACCCCUGAGUUGCAGGAUGCUCGAUUUCUGGACACAGAGUUCAACUUCGCGCAGUAUGCGGCACUUUAUCUGGAACAGCACUUUGGGUCGGUAGUGAUCACCGAGGCUAUCAAGUCGCAGGUAAAGGAGAUCCUGACCAAUCCCUUGUCGUAUCGACGCAUUGCCGUUGCCCGGUGGGCUGCAUCAAAUCUCUUCGAACGGCCUGACCGAUGCCACCCCUCUGUGUUGCCGCUCAUGGUAGGCAUGCGACUGCAUACAUGGGUAUUAGAGAAUCCAAGCGCAUUUCCAAAGGACCACACCAACGAUAUGAGCACAGUAGUUUCGGCAGCAUGGGAAGCUGCGCGAUACAGACAAAGGGAUCUGCUGAAGGAGCUACUCGACCAUUAAGAGCGACUCGACUCGGUACGUCUGCUCCUGGAAGCCGGUGUCAAUGUCAAUCAUCAAGGCUCCAAGGGGCAGACACCGUUGCAUGAUGCA